Messenger RNA from Pomacea canaliculata, 6358 nucleotides. Its product is annotated as RING finger protein 207-like. Gene Ontology annotation, molecular function: transmembrane transporter binding; zinc ion binding; Hsp70 protein binding. Lineage: Eukaryota; Metazoa; Mollusca; Gastropoda; Architaenioglossa; Ampullariidae. The transcript has 16 exons. Gene Ontology annotation, cellular component: perinuclear region of cytoplasm. The record is from RefSeq and is a predicted model, not a curated record.
UUUGUGUACUUCAUCUAAAGCAACACUGCCAUACUGAUAUUAUUAAACAAAUAAAGAAAACUCCUACUUUGCAUCAUUUUUCUAAAACACAACUCCAGAACUGCCUAAAUACGGUAACUUAUUUUGACAGCUUGUGAUUCAUCCAAUAUGGCGACUUCAAUACUUUGCAAAGAGAACAGGUGAAAUGAACAGUUUUAUGAAGUCAGCAAUCAAUGAGAUCAUCAUGAACAGUAAACUAUCAUAUAAAUUAUAAGAUAGAAGUGUGUGGACUCAAUUAAAAAAAAAAGUAGCUCCUUAUUUAUACCCCAGAAUGUGGAAAGUAAGCAUCGCUGUGUACCAAUAGAUCAUUGAUGUUGGAGAAGCAAUAAAGUAAUGAAUGAAGUGAUGUCAAGCAAGAAAAAUAUGCUUCAAAAUCUGGAUGAAUGAACAUUUAAAAACCUGCAGUGCAGUUUGAUAGCAGCAUGUCAGGAGAAAUUUUCCAUCCCAUGGAAAACUCUGAUCAAGUGGAUUCCAAGACCUGGAACCCACUGCAGUGCCCACUGUGUAAUGAGCCCUAUGAAAAUCCAUGCAUUCUUCACUGUUUCCAUAGCUUCUGUGAACGCUGCCUGCGUGGGAGGGCUCUUGAUUCCAAAAUGAAAUGUCCAGUCUGUGGUACAACGACACAUCUAAAAGAUGGAGCUGUCCUUCCACCACGAGAUCUUCUCUUGAAAUUUAUGGUGGAAUCUUCUACAGAUGAGAAAGCUCCAUGUGCUAACUGUGAUUCUUUUGAGAGUAGUGCCAUGUUUUUCUGCAACACAUGCUGCCAGCCAUUGUGUUCUACAUGUCGGGAAGAGACCCAUCGUGCACGCAUGUUUGCCACACAUGAUCUAGUUUUGAUGAACAAGCGCACACGAGAUAUCCAUAAACGAUGCUCACUACAUGGAGAGCCUUAUAUCAUGUUUUCAAUGGAGAAGAAAAUAAUGCUUUGUAUAAACUGUUUUCGAGACAUGAGGAUAGAGAGUCGCACACACUGUGUUGAUCUGGAGACUGCAUACAAUCAAAGCUGUAAGAAGCUUGACCAUAGUGUACAGGCCAUCCGAGAUCUACAGCAUUCAGUACGUGAUGGCAUCCAUCUUUUGCGGACCCUCUUAGAUGAGAUCAAAGAGAAUGCAGAGAAGGAGCAGAAGAGUCUGAUGGACUUGUACACAGCUGUAGUGGACAAGAUGCAGCAGACUAAGGAUAUGCUGUUGGAAGAGGUUGACAGUCAGUAUAGGGAGAAGGAGAAAAUGUUCAAGGCACAGCUGAUGACACUGUCAACACUCCUUCCCACUCUGCAUGUCCACUUGGUCAUGUCUGGUGCCUUCUCCAGUGCCACCAACAAAUUUGAAUUCUUGGAUUGGCUUAUGUGAGUCAUGAUGGACAGACUGAAGUCCAUAGCUCAGCGUCAACAUCCACUGCACCCUACACAAAGUGGCCAGAUUGAUACUGGCCACAGGACACAGUUUGCUAAAAGCCUGGAACCACUCCUUUUUCAUUCUGCACAGCAUCGAAUAUUAUGGGCUCCUGCUAUUCCUGCUUCGAAUGUCUCCCAAUCUACACUCGUUCCCAACAUGAGUCCUGUAACAGCAAGGCGCUCCAAUGGCCUGAAUGGUGCAAAGGUCAAAUUUAUUGAUGCCAAAGGGCAGUUUGCAGAUCACUGUGUAGAAUUUGAGAGUGCUCAUAGAGAUCUGAUUCAGAAGUUAGAAAAGAUGAAAAUCACUUGUCAGGAGGUACAGCGAGAUGUAACCAUGCGACGGUGUUUGGCUCGUAAGGAUGAGAUUCAAAGAUUACAAGAUCAUAUUGAAGGUCUACUGCAACAACUAGAGACACAUUUCAUCACUCUGGAUGGCAAAAAACUGGCUCUUGAAAAGCACUGGGAAGAGAGUUUGCAGCGAAUAGCCAAUGAACAGGAUCUUUACCAAGCUCAGCUUAAUGACGUGAAGAGACUGAAGGCUGAAAGUGACAGACUUCGGCUGAUCACAUCUCAGCUGACUUCCUUUGUAUCAUCCAUCACUGCUGUUACAGAAAGAUUAUCUCCAAAGCUCAGCAACUCUUACCAUUCAAGCGAGCAAGACAACCAAAUGUCAGCUUUGCUGGAAGAGAUCAAUGCUGUCCAGCCAGACUCGCAGCAACGAGUAGAAGCUAUACGAGAUGCAGAGGAAGAGAGGCAAACAAAAUCUGCCAGUCGCACAAAUCCACUUGACUGUGAGCUAAUCAAAACAAAGGGGAUGCUAAAAGCCCCAUCUGUCCGGGACAGAAGAGACAGUACUUCCCUCAAGAGAGAUAGCUCUGCUUUAGUCAUAGAAGACAGUUCUACUUCUGUCAUAGCCAAUGUGGUUGUGACUGUCUCAACAAACAGUAGCCCAGGCGAUGUCAUUUCAGAGCCUUAAUCAAAUUUAAAUGUCAAUAUUAUGUUAGAGCAUUUUUUAAAGUUUUUAUUACAUACGAUUACUGUGGAGUUUUUUUUAUCUUUCUUUUAUGGAAGAAUUUAGAGUUGUUAAGAUGUGUAAUCCAGAAUAUUUCGAUAUUACACUACAUUUGUGUUUGGUUUAUUGUGCAUGUGAUGGGUCUGGCUGAGAUUGCAUGACAUGUCAUCUAAUUCUUUUGGUGGGAAGGGAUUUGAAAAAAUAAAACAGGGAUCUUAAACAUACUCUAAUGUCCCUUGAUUAGUGAGAUCAGGUAAACAGGAUUACAGUUGUGAACCUUUGUCAUUCUGUCAGAUAAGUGAAUAUGUUGGUGUGGCAGUAUUAUGCUGCUAGUAUUUAUUUUAUUCCUUUGUAUGGGAUUAAAUUCUGCAUUCUAAGUAUUGCAUGUGCAUGUUAAUGGAUGCAUAUCAUGUGCAUAAAUAUGCAUAACCUUUAGAAGUGCCUUUCAUGUGAAACCACAUUAAUAACUGUUUAAAUUCUAUGGGGAUGAUAUUUACAGAUGUUUUGUAUUGAUACUUGAUAAUUAUUCAUAAUAUUUCUGCUAGUCUUGUACCAACCCAUAUAGCAAUGUCCAUUCAAGAGUGACUGGAAUUCUUGGUUUGUGUUUAGGACCACUGAGUCUGUAGGCGCCAGUUCAUAUGUGUUCCGCCUAUCAAAAUAUUUGUCUUUGUGUGAGAGUUUACUGAUGUUUUUUAGUCAUCAUAAUGCCUAGAAAACUUUGCCAGCGCUGUCAGUUAUAUUUUUUGGCAUCACCACCACCAUUGCUCCGACCUGUAGUUUGGGUAUGUUUGUCAACCACAUUGCCUCAGCCGAUCAAUGGCAGAAUUUUGUGCUAGUGACUUUAACUUUAUUCCCUCCAAAAAUAAAUUCUGGUCAAGAGCUUUGUAGUUUUUCACUCAGCCAAGUAAGAAACUAUACAGAGGUAGAACAAAGAUAUUGGAGCAGUGUCAUUUCUGUGUUUUGUCUAAUGUAACAACAGACAAAUGUAAGGGCAAAAUAUAAUGCAGCUGUAUAUGGAUAUAUUAUUGUUUAACUGAUUGUUGUAUGAAUAAUGUUCACAUUAUUUUCUGUGUUUAAUUAGAUGUAACAUUUGAAAAUCAUUACUGAUACAUAUAUUUUUUUGAUCUUCAGAUUUGCACAUCUGGAAGUUCCAAGUGUUAAGCUUGGUCCAGCUCAGUCUAUGUGAAGUGCAGGUCACAAACCCUUACAGCAAUAAUGAUAUUCAUGCAACUUUUGCAGUAGUGUUUGCUCACCGCAAUUUUUUUAAUGUGUGUUUAUGCCAGAGUGCCAGCAAUGUUCCAUCAAAGGCUACACAGAUGUUUCUGCCAAAUGUUUAUUUUAGAAGCACACAAAAUUUUCCUGCUAUGUGCAUGCUGGCAUACACAUGGCAGUUAUAUGGGUUUGUUUGAUCUUUUUUGUUUUAAUUUAGAUAUUGUUUUUAAGAGAGAAUGAUUGCACAUUUUUUUAUAAGUCAGAAUUUUCACAAACUCAUGGAACUCUAUCAAAAUGGUGAUCUGAUUUACUUCAGUCUAUGUAUAUGACAAAAAUGGAAAUGUUUUUAUCCCUCUGAAUUUGACUCAGCCAACCCUGUCUCACUAUGAGAGAGGAAGAAUGUGUUUGUCCUGUAGAGCAACAUGUGUCUGUGGCGCCCAUGUCGUUACUCAGCUUUUGACCUUAGCCUGCUGCUCAUGUCUACUACAGCUAGAGGAUAGAUCCAUAGGUCCCAUGACCUUUCACAUUCCUUGGUCAUCUUCUCUUGACUGUAGCUGUCCUCUGUCCAGAGUUUUCCAUCAGGUAGAAACAUUGUGUAAAUCACAUUAAGAGAAUUCCUAAACAUGUAACAAAAAUUUACCAAAGGCCUCUGAAAAAGUACACGAUUUGGGGUUGGAGGUCAGGAAAUGUAAAAUAAUUUAGCUUGGAAGUUACAUCGUGAAAGACAUUGUGUCAAAAGCCAGACAUGAAAUAAGGUAUUACAUCAUUACUGAUUAUCACACAUCAGUUAGAUUAUUGUUUAUGCCUAAAAAUGUGGCAUCAGGUUAAGACCAUAAUAAUGUAGAUUGUUGUAUACUUCUUAUUUUGUUACUAAUAAGACUAAAAUAUUUGUUGGGUGGGGGUGGGAGGGUGGUGUUAGAACCCUCAAGAAUUUUUACUGAUGGUCUGAAAACUCCUAAUAAUUCCAACUUGCAUUUUAUGGAUGGGAAACCCUGGGUCCACAGUCUGCCAUGCAUGCAGCAGGUUAGGGUUAAGAGCAGGUGUACCAUACGGGCGCAAGUGACACAUGUGUUGAGGGCUACAAGUUGUGCUUCACAAACAUUUUGACACCUUGUGUUGAGGCUCAUAGCUCUACAUACAGUGUGACCUCAUAAUCUAACUCUUCAUUUUUCAACCGCUUGUUCCAUUUCCUCUUCAUGCCUAUGCGACCAUCUAUGUUGUGUAUUAGUGCUUCAUCUUUUCUUGCUCUCUGUGGGUCAGAUGAUAGCACCACUGUUUAGCUAAGGCUCUGCACUGAUCUCUAUCUUCCUGCUGAGCUACAAGGAGAUCAACUUUCUGCUGACUCUGAGAUCUUCCUGGGUCUUUCCCCUAGUCACAGUUUGUAAGGAGGACUAUUUCAGCAAGACCUUUCAUAAUGAAUUGAAACUAAAUAGUGAUUUUAGACAUUUAGAACAACGAAUGGGCAGCCAGGGACUAGGCCAGAUAGAUCGUUGCCAGUCCUGACACAGUAUUAGCUGGGAGAGGGAGGAGAACACAGUUUCUGCGAUUCUGUCUUGCAACACAUAAACUUUAAAAGUUUAGGAAGUCCACUUUCUUUUUAUGUGUAAAUUUUGUUUAAAAUAUUUUUUUUCACCAAAUUCUCAGAUUUGUAUUGAAAUUGUCAUGUUAUUUUCCUACCCGUCCAUAUCCAUAUUUCUGUAUUCAUCAUAAGACCUGUAUUGCUUUGUACAAGCUGCCAGACACAUAAACUGUCUUAUAGCCAUUGACCUGAGUGAUAACAAUGGUCAGAUGCUUAUAGGUUUCACUUACACAUGGUGCAAAAUUGUGAGGGCAGCCAACUCCAGCUUACUAAUAGUUUUUGAAUUGCAUUAUGAGUAUUUUGGAGUUUAACAUCAAUGUGUUCACAUUUUGUCAGGGAAAAUUUUGAACAGAUUUCAGCAUUGUCGGAAAUAAUCAACAAAGGCAGUCUUUAGCUGCAGAUCCGUGUUCCUAGAUAUAUUUUUAGCACAAAGUCGACAAAGGAGAAGAGGGAUGAAGCCUCAGAUUUCCUUUUGUGUAAACAAUCAAAGCAUAAAGAUCAGAAAGCCUUUUCGUUUGCAUCUCUUCCUGUGGAAAUAUUUUUGGAAACUGCAGCAUCUUGUCAAUGUAAUAUGAAAGGUAGCCACUCUUGUACUUUACCCGAAGUUUUGAGUGACUGCACAAGCCUGUGAGUUGGUUCAGGUGUUAAAAGGAAGAAGAAAAUCUGCAGCAUUCAUCUAACAAACUGUGAUGUGUGGACAGGAGAACAAAGAUAUAUAUAUUUGGACAUUGUUUUCAGAUUGGUUUAGAGAUACUAUAUCAGUCUUGAAAAUCUUUUGUGUUGAUGUUUUGUCUUCCUUUUUUGGUUUGUAGAUCCAUUUUGAUUUCUAGUUCUUCUGAGAGCAAUUUUUAUUAACUUACAUUUCUGUUCACUUGGGCGUUAUUUGGCUGUUCAUUUUAAACAGAAAUGGAAAACCUCUAGAUUGCGAUAGAACUGAUAAGCGUCAUUGUGUUCCGCUAUCAGAGUGCACCCAAUGAUAUUCUAUAUAUUUCAUGAGCAACUUCUACCAGUGGAGUGAUGAUGCCCAUUGCAAUGUUAGAGCCCGUCUGCCUAUUUUGAUUGCUGGCUGGUGAUCUGCUGAAAUAAAGAAGCCAACUGAAGUGUUGUGUUUAUUACCCCUUUA